Musa acuminata subsp. malaccensis (wild Malaysian banana) is the source of this 1269-nucleotide messenger RNA. RefSeq lists its product as uncharacterized. The record is from RefSeq and is a predicted model, not a curated record. Lineage: Eukaryota; Viridiplantae; Streptophyta; Magnoliopsida; Zingiberales; Musaceae.
GUCCGCACCCGCACCCGCUCCCAUCCCCUUUCCUCCGCAUAUCUGCCAUGGCGCUCCCCGGCCUGACCCUCCGCUCCUUGUUUGCCUCCUUCCAACAUCACCCCACCACGGCCGCCGCCACCAACGGAGCUUCCCUCUCCCCUUCUCCAUCUCUUCCAUCCCCUUCCCAUCUCCAACCGUCCAUCCGUUUCAAGCCUAAAAGUAAUUUCUGUUCCGCUGGAAGACUCAGGUCGUCCUCUUCAGCAGUCCCUGCCGCGCUCGCACAAAGUACCAAACCCAUCAAACUCACGUAUCUGGAGGGCAACAGCUGGUUGUGGGAGUUGGGCGGGGUCAACAUCUUGGUGGACCCGAUUCUCGUGGGCAACUUGGACUUCGGUCAACCUUGGCUUUUUGAUGGAGCUAAGAAGAUCCUGAAGAACUUUAAGCUGCAGGACCUUCCCGACCUUGAUUGCUUGCUGAUCACGCAGAGCCUGGACGACCACUGCCAUGUCAAGACCCUGACACCCCUCUCGAAGAUGCUUCCUGGCUUGCCCGUCAUCUCCACUCCUAAUGCAGAGGCCAUCCUGAGCAAGCUAUUUAAGAAUGUUACAUAUUUAGAACCUGGUCAAAGCAUUGAUGUGGAAGUGAAAGAUAGAGGUAUGGUCAAUGUCUGUGCAACUGCAGGUCCAAUAUUAGGGCCUCCUUGGCAGAGACCGGAAAACGGGUACAUAGUUGAAUCUGGCCAAAGUCAUUUAACUGUAUACUAUGAGCCGCACUGUGUAUACAACCAUUCCUUUCUACAAAAUUACCAGGCUGAUAUAGUCAUCACACCAGUCAUCAAACAAAUGCUUCCUGCUUUCACUUUGGUCUCAGGACAAGAAGAUGCAGUGCAGCUUGCUAAGUUGUUGAAAGCCAAGUACAUUGUUCCAAUGAAAAAUGGUGAUCUGGAUACUAAAGGAAUUAUCACAAGUAUACUCUAUGAUGUGGGUACAACAGAAUCUUUCAAGGAAUUGCUGUCAAGGGAGCUACCAAAUGUCCGAGUGUUGGAGCCUACCCCCGGUAUCCCUCUCGAGAUACCUGUGGCUUCGGUUGUCUCAUAGUGUAGAAGGAACUUACAACGACAUCAUCCGAUGUUUUCAGAGCGUCGAUCCAAUCCUAAUUCAAAGAAAUAUGGGAAUUCAAAUUCCAGUUACGAGUAACGGAGAACAGAUGACCGGUCUUAUGACAAGAAGCUGGAUAUUGAAUGUGAAAUAUAUAAUUUGACCAUCAUUAAUUGCAUCAUGAUAUGUU